AUGGCAGCUCGCCUGCUGCUACUGCACGUGCACAGCAGCGCCUCGAGUCAACAAAGAUCGUCCAACGGCCGUCGUCCAACGCGUCUGGAUUCUUCCCACCAACACCUCGACAGCUGGUACACCCACAUCCGCAGCACCGCCCCGCCCACAUCCGCAGCACCGCCCGCCCCGCCCCGCCCCGCCCCGCACCGCACCGCACCGCACCGCAUGGCAGCUGCACCAGCCGAGUCGCCGCCCGCGCUGGCCACGACCAAGCGUAAGUUCCACAAGCUGCUCGACAACCUCACCGCCAGCACCUCGGCCACCUCGCUCGCCAGCACCCUCUACGGGUCCAGCCUCAAUGCAUCCACCGGCUCGCUGCCCCCCUCGGCCUCCCCUGAGCCGGCUGCCAAGCGCCCACGCAGCUCAGAAGCCAGCAUGGAGCGCCAGCGCCAGGUCUCCGCCGGCCAAGCGCGCAUACAGGCGCUCAAGGACCAGCUGCUCGCGCCCAAGAGGAAGGGCACGAUGCGCGCGGUGGGCACGCAAUCACAACAGACUGCGGCUGAGCCGCGCAAAGCACCCAACUUCCAGCCAUACAGCCAAGACCUGUUUCUCGCCCGACUGAAGACGUUUGCAGAUGUGAAGAAGUGGACCACCAAGCCAGAUGCCAUCAGCGAGGUCGAGUGGGCCAAGAGAGGGUGGUCGUGUGAUACAUGGAACACCGUGGCCUGCAGGGGAGGCUGCGAGAAGCGUGUUGCCGUGAAGCUGCGGCCGAAGCGGAAGGCGGCGGAUGGGAGAGACAUCGAGAUGAGCGAGGAUCUCUCGCAGGACGUGGAGCCCUCGCUAGUCGAGCGAUACAGAGCACUGAUCAUCGACGGGCAUUCAGAAGACUGUCUGUGGAGGAAAGCUGGCUGUCAAGAGCACAUCUACCACAUUCCCAUCGCCAGUCGUGCAAAGAGCGCGGCCGACCUCAUCAACCGCUACAACUUCCUCCUUGCCAUAGCCACCGACCUCCCCCUCGCAAGAAACAUCACCUACCCCGACCCGCACGUCGACUCAAUCCUCGCUCGCAUACCAUCCACCUACUUCUCCACCACCACAAGCGGCACUCCGCCAUCCACCCCUGCCGAACGCACCGCCUUUGCUUUCGCCCUCUUUGGCUGGACCGGCGUCUCCGAAUCUCGCAUCUCACUCGCCGUGUGCAAUCACUGCUUCCAGCGCCUCGGGCUGUGGCUGUCCUCGGAUGCACGUCUGCAGGAGAUGAGUAAGAAGCUUCAAGUGCCCAUCGAGUCACUACGCCUCAAUCUGCUCGAAGGCCACCGUGAACACUGCCCCUGGAAGAACGCUGAAGUUCAGGGCAACUCGGCGGAUAGCCCCAUCGCUGGCAUGGCAGCGUGGCAGACGCUUGAGUUUAUGCUUCUGGGUAGUAGGAAGAACAAGGAGCUUCCUAAAACUUCGAGUGAGCAUGGACCACCCGAGAGGAAUGUGGAUAGCGUCGACCUCGGCAGUGAAGCCACAUUUCCAAGAGGCAGUGGAGAAAGCACGAGGGAGGCAGUCGGUUACAAUGAUGAAGGAGACAGCGAGAGCCUGACAAACAAGUGGAAGAAGUUCAAGGCUAAGCUGAAGAGGUCAACAAGCAAGAGGAGUUUAAGGAGUGUCAAAAGUGCGAAGAGCGUGAAGAGCGUAAAGAGUGCAAGGUCUGGGAAAGAAGACGAGUAG
Messenger RNA from Ascochyta rabiei, 1698 nucleotides. RefSeq lists its product as uncharacterized. The transcript is spliced from 2 exons. Gene Ontology annotation, molecular function: zinc ion binding. NCBI's taxonomy places the organism in Eukaryota, Fungi, Ascomycota, Dothideomycetes, Pleosporales, Didymellaceae. The record is from RefSeq and is a predicted model, not a curated record. Gene Ontology annotation, cellular component: nucleus. Bases 1 to 1698 code for a protein of 565 amino acids.